CUUCCUGAACGGGGAAAAAAAAAAAAAAAGAUACUGAAGAAAAUUCAGCUUUUUGCUCUGAGUGUACACAGCUUUGUACAGUGUCAGUGAGGCAAGGAGGAGAGAGAACACCGAGCGAGAGGAGGGAGGAAAAAAAAACAUAGAAAGAGACUUGGUUGAUGCAUCUUUCCGAGAGCAACCAUUUCACGGCGAUUACAGUUAGAAGCGAAGAAGACGGCGCGCAUCUCUCUCACGAAUACCGUGCUUUGCUCUGAUCCGAAGUCACUUUCCACUCUUUUUUCCGCCUCUCGACACGAACACUAGCUAUUUCACAACAAGCCCGUUUACUUGGAGCAAAAAUAAUAAUAAUAAGAAGAAUAAAAGCAGGUCGUCCGCAGUUCCAGUAGGCGAUACUGCAUCUUGUUUGUGGAGUGGAAUUUUUUUUUUUUUUUUGCGAUCCGCAGCUCAACACGCAAAAGGAAUAUCUGACGGUUCAAGUUUUCCUGGAAGUUGCGCAGUCACUGAAAAACAUGGGAAUUUGUGGCUAUUUGGCGGUGCCUGGGAAAUGCCUUGUCGUCCUUGGACUUAAAUUGUUAUUCCUUGUACCUGCAGGAGUUCCAGACAGAAGCGGGGAUUCUGUAUUAAAGGACAACAUCACCGUCAGACAGGGGGACGGCGCCGUCUUAAAAUGCAAUGUGGACAGCAAAGUCUCACGAGUGGCGUGGCUCAAUCGCACCACCAUUCUUUUUGCAGGAAACGAGAAGUGGUCUCUGGACCCUCGUGUCGUCCUGAUGGAAAACACAGCAGUCACAGAGUACAGCAUCAAGAUCCAAGACGUUGACGUCUAUGACGAAGGGCCCUAUGUCUGCUCAAUCCUCACAAACAAGAAGCCAAAGUCCACAAAAGUGCAUCUCAUUGUUCAAGUACCCGCCAGGAUCACUAAUAUAUCGAAGGACAUCACAGUGAAUGAGGGCAGCAACGUCAAUCUUAUGUGCCUGGCGGUCGGUCGACCUGAGGCCAACAUCAUAUGGAAGCAUCGUUCACCACGAGGCACUCAUAAGUUUGUGACAGAGGGGGAACAUGUAGAAUUGACAGCCAUCACCAAAGAGCAGUCGGGAUCGUAUGAAUGCAUUGCUUCUAAUGACAUCUCAAGCCCCGAUGUCAGGACAGUGCAAGUCACCGUCAAUUAUCCUCCCUUCAUUUCCAAAGCUAGGAGUACAGGUACUCCAGUUGGACAAAAAGGAAUCUUGCAAUGUGAAGCCUCUGCUGUCCCAAGGGCCGAUUUUGAGUGGUACAAAGAAGACCGCAGGCUCUUCAACGGAUUAAAUGGGGUUAAGAUCGAAAACCGAGGUAAACAGUCGAUGCUCGUCUUUUUCAAUGUCUCUGAAGAGGACUACGGAAACUACACUUGUGUUGCCAUGAAUACUAUGGGAAUCACUAAUGCAAGCAUAAUCCUUUAUGGUCCUGGUGCAAUGCAUGAUGUGAAUGGGGCAGCCAUGUCGCCCCAUUGCUCUGUAUGCCUCAUGCUGACUGUAACCUUAAUCUACCUGCUGAAGUUCUGAUGUGAAUUGUGACAACCCUCAAGCUUCUCUCAGCACUGAACAGCAAGAGCAGACUAUUAGUUCUAUAAGAAGAAUGGAACCUAAACCCAAGACCGUCAAUGGUUCACCCAUAGUUUUUUUUUUCCCCCUGUUUUUUUUCUGGCUUUGCAUUGAAGUCUGUUCUCUGUGUGCCAAGAGGCAUUCACCCAAGGAAGGGAAAAAUUGAAAUCAUGCACUAAUUUGAUGAUGAUAAAAUUACUGUUUGUGUCUCCCCAUACCUUUUUGUAUGUGAAAAGGGAAAAAGAAAAAAUACAUGUACUUGUUGAUAGUUGACUGUUUAUUGCCCAAUAUUGCAGUGUACAUUCAGAUUAUUAUUAUUGUGUGACGUCCUGUUCAAUAUCUGUAUAAUACCAUUAAGCUUUUUUAAGGAAAUGACAAAAAAUGGAAAAAAUGCAACGUGAUUGUUGAAUUUUACUGUAUUUUUACAGUUGUAUGCAAAACAGAGUAACAGGUCCUACAUGAUUAACAGUUCAGAAUAAUAAAUAAUACACCAUAAUUUCUCAGGCAAUGUCCUACAACAUAAAGCAUCCAAAUUUUUAUUUCCAUCGUAGUGUGUAGAAAAUGUACAAAUGUGUACAGACAAUUACUGCACUGUUUUUCAAAAUGCAUACAUUUAUCAAACAGCAUUUUUGAAACACCUAAUCGCAGUCUCAUAGCAGCUUCACGGCAUAUUCAUACUGCACUGAAAAUGUGAAAUGGGAUUGUAUUUAAAGUGUCAUUUAGGACAAAGGUGCGGGUCAGUAUGUAGCUUUGUUCUCUCCAGUGACAAAAUGAAUCAAAUGUGCAGAGUCAAAACUCAUUUAGCAGUAUUGUUCAAGCAGCAGGUUAGCAGGUGGUCUCAUUAGCAACAUGGCACUGAAGAAACUUCUCACUAAGUGCUGCUGUUAAUUAGGAGAAUAAAAUUUAAUUUGUAAAACAUCAUUUUCCAUGAGGUCUUGAUGAUUUUUUUUUUUGGCUUUGAAAGUCGUGUUUUAAUUUUAAAUCUCUUAUGAUUGACUCUGAAGGCAAAUCAGAGAAUUUGCAAAAAUACGAACACAUUUAACA
Molecule: messenger RNA, 2624 nt
Organism: Scatophagus argus
Lineage: Eukaryota; Metazoa; Chordata; Actinopteri; Scatophagidae
Gene: opcml
Product: opioid binding protein/cell adhesion molecule-like
Exons: 7
Coding region: 510-1541 (343 amino acids)
Cellular component (GO): neuron projection
Source: RefSeq, a predicted model, not a curated record